AUGCGAGUAGCAGUGAUUGGAGCUGGUGCCAGUGGUUUACCAGCUAUUAAAAGUGCCGUAGAAGAUGGUUGUGAGGUAGUUUGCUAUGAAAUGUCAAACGAUAUUGGUGGAUUGUGGAGGUACAAGCCAGAUGCUUGUCCGGGCGAAGGAACUGUAAUGAAAACUACAGUAAUCAAUACAUCGAAGGAAAUGACUGCAUAUAGUGAUUUUCCACCACCAAAAGAUGCAGCAAACUUUAUGCACAAUACAGAAUUAUUGGAGUACUUUAGGUCAUAUGCUAAACAGUUUGAUUUGGAAAAGUAUAUACGAUUUUCGCAUAAAGUAAAAUCGAUCAAAAGAAAUAGUCGUUUUUCUGAAACAGGUCAAUGGGACAUUGAAUGGCUCGAUCUCAAAACAAAUAACACUUCCAUUGAAACAUUCGAUGGAGUGAUGGUAUGUACUGGUCAUCACACUGAUCCCUAUUGGCCUGCUCCAUUUCCUGGACAAAAAUUAUUUAAAGGGAACAUUGUCCAUAGUCAUGACUAUAAGGAUCACAGAGGUUAUGAGGAUCAAACAGUGGUUGUAAUCGGAAUUGGUAACAGCGGUGCUGAUAUUGCCGUGGAAUUGAGCAAAAUUAGCAAGAAAGUGUAUCUAGCUACUAGAUCUGGAUCAUGGGUAAUGAAUCGAGUAUGGGACGGUGGAGAACCAGCCGACUUGGCCUACCUCAGCAGGUUCAUGUUCAUGUUGAAGGCAUUGGCACCAUUUGCAGCGCAAAAUUUUGUGCUGGAGAGGAAGUUGAACAAGAGGUUCGACCACGGCCGAUUUGGUCUCAUGCCAAAACAUCGUGUAUUAGCUGCACACGUGACCAUCAAUGAUGAAUUACCAAAUCGUAUUAUUUCUGGAACUGUGGUGAUUAAACCAAAUAUUGGCUCAUUCACUGAAGAUGGAGUAAUUUUUGAGGAUGGAACUGAAAUUCCCAAAGUCGACACAGUCAUAUUCGCUACUGGAUUUUCUUUUGGAUUCCCUCUUAUAGAAGAAGGACAGCUUAUUCCUGUCAAGGAAAAUCGUGUUGAUCUCUACAAAUAUAUGUAUCCAGCACAAUUAUCUCCGAAGAAUUCUCUUGCUGUUAUUGGACUUAUCCAGCCAACGGGAUCUAUAAUGCCGAUAUCUGAAAUGCAGACAAGAGUAUUUAUAGCUGCUCUUAAUGGUAAAAUCAAAUUGCCAUCCAAGGAAAAAAUGGAGAGAGAUAUUAAGCGCAAGCAUGAAAAUAUUGCGAAACAAUUCAUUGUUAGUAGGAGACAUACAAUUCAGGUUUACUAUGUAGAAAUCAUGGAUGAACUAGCCAAACUUCUUGGAUGUCGACCAGCAGUACUCAGUCGUUUCUUUUAUGAUCCACUCUUAGCUAAGUCCUUGUUUUUCCACGGACUUGUUCCAUACCAAUAUAGAUUACAGGGACCUCAUGCUUGGUCCGGCGCUCGCGAGGCUAUAGUCACUUUUGAGGAUCGUGUGUUCAACACAACUCGAACACGAAAAACUAAAGAAACCAUGAGCACGGAUUGUGCGCCACAUUGGCAAAAGCGUUGUGAGCAGUGGGUUGGGUUUCGGUUCCUCGGAAAUCCCACCUUUUUGCAAUACUUACACGUGCCCAGCAUCGCCCAUUUGGUGACAUUCCGUGGACCGAAGUUCCGUACCGUGGACCGACGUUCCGUACCGUGGACCGAAGUUCCGUACCGUGGACCGAAGUUCCGUACCGUGGACCGAAGUUCCGUACCGUGGACCGAAGUUCCGUACCGUGGACCGAAGUUCCGUACCGUGGACCGAAGUUCCGUACCGUGGACCGAAGUUCCGUACCGUGGACCGAAGUUCCGUACCGUGGACCGAAGUUCCGUACCGUGGACCGAAGUUCCGUACCGUGGACCGAAGUUCCGUACCGUGGACCGAAGUUCCGUACCGUGGACCGACGUUCCGUACCGUGGACCGACGUUCCGUACCGUGGACCGACGUUCCGUACCGUGGACCGACGUUCCGUACCGUGGACCGAUGCUUCGUACCGUGGACCGAUGCUUCGUACCGUGGACCGAUGCUUCGUACCGUGGACCGACGUUCCGUACCGUGGACCGAUGCUUCGUACCGUGGACCGAUGCUUCGUACCGUGGACCGAUGCUUCGUACCGUGGACCGAUGCUUCGUACCGUGGACCGAUGCUUCGUACCGUGGACCGAUGCUUCGUACCGUGGACCGAUGUUCCGUACCGUGGACCGAUGCUCCGUACCGUGGACCGACGUUCCGUACCGUGGACCGAUGCUUCGUACCGUGGACCGAUGCUUCGUACCGUGGACCGAAGUUCCGUACCGUGGACCGACGUUCCGUACCGUGGACCGACGCUCCGUACCGCCAUACCGCCCGUGUGGUGGCCUGCCGCGGACCGUAA
Molecule: messenger RNA, 2409 nt
Organism: Necator americanus (New World hookworm)
Lineage: Eukaryota; Metazoa; Nematoda; Chromadorea; Rhabditida; Ancylostomatidae
Exons: 17
Coding region: 1-2409 (802 amino acids)
Molecular function (GO): NADP binding; N,N-dimethylaniline monooxygenase activity; flavin adenine dinucleotide binding
Source: RefSeq, a predicted model, not a curated record